AGACCAUCAACCAAUCACACCGCUUCUUACAAUCAUCUGCUUCUGGCGGUCAGGGAUGACACUUUAUGGAGCGUCUCAGCCUGCCCAGACAACAUAUCGAGGUGUUGAACGCACGAGUGAAGGCAGCCAGAUAGACAGGAUUUAGUCAUUCAUACUCAAAAUGGCGACCAGCGACAAUCUCCAUAUGUUUGAAGACCACCCGCGUUGGGAAGAGUACAAGUUUGAAAAGCUGCGUCCCUCUACGACGUCAUCUUCACCUGGAAAGAGGGUGAAGAAGAGGUACCAGCCACGUCGGUCUUUGGUCCGGAAGGAAGGAAAGAGCAACGUCGCUUACAGAGGUAUCAGAAAUAAGGGACUGCAUUAUGUGAAGGACUUUUACAAUAGCUUACUUGAUCUAAAAUGGCGGUAUGCAUUUUUGGUAUUGUUUGGCGGUUUCUUAGCGUCAUACCUAACUUUCGCCAUCUUAUACUGGGUGUUAGGGUACGUGCACGGCGACUUCCAUAACCUCCACAACCCGCAUUGGGUACCUUGCUUUAUGAAGGUCACGUCUUUCUGGGACAGUCUGUUAUUCUCGAUCGAGACCCAGUCGACAGUUGGCUACGGGACCCUGUACCCGUCUCCAGAGUGUGGGGCCGCCAACAUCCCUCUCGUGUUCCUACAGAUGACCCUCGGCGUUCUCCUUGAGGCCGUCAUACUGGGCAUGGUGUUUGUGAAGAUUGCCCGCCCGAAGAACCGAUGCCAGACGAUCAUGUUCAGCCGAAGCGUGUGUGUGUGCCAGGAAGACGGCGAGAUGUGUCUCCAGAUCCGUGUCGGCGACCUACGAAGUAAGACCCACCUGAUUGACGCUAGUGUGUAUGCAAUGGUAGUCCAGAAAAACAUAUGCAAGGAGAAGUAUGUGUACCCCUUGUACCAGCACAAUAUGGAACUCACAUCGAACGGCAUUAAGGAAAAAAUCUUCCUCAUCUGGCCGAUGGUGCUGUCUCACAAGAUCACUGAAAACAGCCCGCUGUGGAAUGUCAGACCAGAGGAUUUGUUUCUUGACAAAUUCGAGAUGAUCAUCUUCCUGGAAGGGACUAUCGAGACGACGGGCGAGCUGAUGCAGUCAAGGACCUCCUAUUCAGCUUCUGAGAUUAUCUGGGGUCACAGGUUUGCCCGGAUCGAAGAAUACGAUGAGAAAAGUAACUCAUGGUGCAUUGACUUUGUCCGCUUUGACAACGUGGUCCCCAGCCAGACCCCCAAGUGUAGUGCCAAGGAAGCCCAGCUCUUGUACAAAGGUACAGGCAUUUUCAAGAAUCUCGAGAAAGGGAGCAGCGGGAAAAGACGAGCCCAAAGCGAAACUGACGACAUUGACUCGGUCUCUAUAGCAUCUGUCGACUCAUAUGGGACGGCGUCGGAGUCUCAUAGCGACAACAACGACGACGACGAUAUAACAAGACGCCACUCAACAGCGAGCUUAUAAGGACCAAUACAAGAGGCAUCUAUCAUUUCAUGACCAGUGUUCACACGGGCUCAUUGUAUGGGAAAUUAAUUUCAUUUAUUGUAAAGGUUUAAUCACUGCGUAAUUUGUUUUCCGAAGGAUAGAAUUUGACAUUUUAUGUAGUUUAGAAAAUGUGGUACUUCAGUCAGUUAAUUUAUUGUAAAUAUUCAAAGAAGUUCAUUGUAUAUAUACACAUAUAUUAUAUACUUUUAAUCAUGUCUCAAUUGAUGUUUAUACAUAAAUAAGUUUGUUGAAUAAAUUCAUGUCUGCGAA
Haliotis rufescens (red abalone) is the source of this 1750-nucleotide messenger RNA. RefSeq names its product G protein-activated inward rectifier potassium channel 3-like. Lineage: Eukaryota; Metazoa; Mollusca; Gastropoda; Lepetellida; Haliotidae. The transcript is spliced from 2 exons. Gene Ontology annotation, cellular component: plasma membrane. The coding region runs from base 161 to 1459 and encodes 432 amino acids. Gene Ontology annotation, molecular function: inward rectifier potassium channel activity. Gene Ontology annotation, biological process: potassium ion import across plasma membrane; regulation of monoatomic ion transmembrane transport. The record is from RefSeq and is a predicted model, not a curated record.